CCAGACAGGCACACAGACAACACAGAGAGACGGACAGGGAGACUAACAGGAGACACUGGGAGGGAGAAGAAUAUAGACACAAGGGGUAGGGAGGAGAACAGCAGACUCAUAACUCCCUUUCUGGACUUUUUCGGUCUUUAUAUGACGUCACCUGACAUUCACAUAUAAAAUGACACGCCGUCACUGCACGAUCUAAAGGAAAAAUCACUUAGAGACGAUGAAAUCUUACAGAAUCUACCUGUUGGGACAACUGCAACAAUGUACUUCAAAGAUCUUGGCCCACAAUUAGGUUGGACUAUGGUGUUCCUGGCAGAGUGCAUUGGGCCCCUUCUCACCUACCUCCUCUUCUAUUUUCGAGUCCCAUACAUUUACUCACACAGAUAUGUCUUUACCUCCAGUCCCCAUCCUGUUGUCACACUAGCAUGCACCUGUCAUACCUUCCACUAUAUGAAGAGGUUGAUAGAGACUAUCUUUGUGCAUCGUUUCUCCCAUGGGACCAUGCCUCUCAGGACAAUAGUCAGGAAUUGUGCCUAUUACUGGGGGUUCUCAGCUUGGUUGGCAUACUAUAUCAACCACCCUCUUUAUACACCUCCAUCAUAUGGAGAACUACAAGUCAACUAUGCAUUAGUCAUAUUUGUGAUGUGUGAACUGGGCAACUUCUCCAUUAACUUGACUCUUAAUAAUCUCAGAGGAGAAGGAUCCAGGGUCAGAAGGUUUCCUAUGCCAACUAAGAACCCCUUCACAUGGCUGUUUUUCUUUGUAUCCUGUCCAAAUUACACAUAUGAGGUUGGCUCUUGGGUGGGCUUUUCCAUCAUGACCCAGUGUCUGCCAGUGGCAUUGUAUGCAUUAUUGGGAUUCAUUCAAAUGACCAUCUGGGCCAAAGGGAAGCACAGAGCCUACAGCAGGGAGUUCAAGGACUACCCCCCCCUCCGGAUGGCCAUUAUUCCCCUGAUUCUCUAAUAGUGAUCAAAACAUUAAGUAUUGUUGCAUAUAAGGGGUAUAUAUCCCUACAAUUGUUUUUCACUAAGCAAAGAUGUUUGUUGCUGCUGAGUCCAGCACUAUGCAAGUUUUUUAUAUCACUGAAUGAAUUGAAAGGAGUAAGAAUGGGAGCAAUAAUAUUAUGGCAAUAGCAUUUAAUAAUAGCUGGGAACAUUUUCAUUUUCUGUUCAGUAAAAUGGGUUUCAGGAGUAUGAUUUGGCAUUGUGAUAUGAAGUUAAUAACAAUAUUAGAUAAAACUUUAUAGCUGU
Messenger RNA from Micropterus dolomieu (smallmouth bass), 1247 nucleotides. It is a transcript of the gene tecrl2a, whose product is annotated as trans-2,3-enoyl-CoA reductase-like 2a. The coding region runs from base 259 to 960 and encodes 233 amino acids. Gene Ontology annotation, biological process: very long-chain fatty acid biosynthetic process. The transcript has 10 exons. NCBI's taxonomy places the organism in Eukaryota, Metazoa, Chordata, Actinopteri, Centrarchiformes, Centrarchidae. The record is from RefSeq and is a predicted model, not a curated record. Gene Ontology annotation, molecular function: oxidoreductase activity, acting on the CH-CH group of donors.